AGUAUGUGUGGUUCAUUUGGAAUAUGUACCUCGAGAAUACUAAUGACAACGGCUGAACGGUCGAUAAUCUCUUUGACUAAACGUCGAAGGUAUUCAACCUUGGCGUAAGUAGAAACUACAAAGACUCAUUUAGAAAGUUCUUGUCUUAGUAAACGUGCAACAAAUGUUGAACUACAUUAUAGAUACGAACUGUGAUUAUAGAAUAAAAAACAAAUUAAAAAAAUGAACAUAUUGGAUUUAAGAUGAAAAUUAUGUGGAAAGUUUUAUUGGCGUUUUCUUUUAUCAUUCAUGGAUAUUGUCAAGAUGAAGAUGGCCCCUACAAAGGAAAAUACUUGGGUAAAUUGAAUUCCUAUCAUCACCAAGUCUCAGGUGAUGUUUAUGCUGUAAAUGACUGGACCUUGUUACUGACUUCCUUUAGUUACGAUGGCAAUGGAGCAGAUACUUUUUUUUGGGCAGGUGCUGCCAACAGACCAGGUCCCCAAGGAUUUAUUGUGCCGGAUUCUAAUGGAAAGACCAACGUAUUAGAGCGUUACUUCAACAAAGAUUUCACUUUAAUACUUCCGGAUAAAAAAAAGAUAACAGAUAUCAAAUGGUUUGCUAUCUAUGAUAUUUGGAGCCAAAAUACGUUCGGUGACAUUUACAUCCCCGAGGGAUUUGAGCCUCCAACAGUUCAAAGAGUGGCAUCGUUAAUAGGGAAAGUUAAUGAAAUAACCACAGGAUCAGUGGAGAUUAUAGAUGCCAAAAGGAUCAGACUUAAUCAAUUUUCUUAUGACGGAAAAGCAGAAAAAGCUUACUUUUGGGUCGGGGUUGGAGCUCAACCAGUCUCCAAAGGUUUCAAAGUUCCAGAUGAAUAUGGAUAUUUGGAUCCAUUGAGAGCCUAUAAAAACUUAACUAUCACUCUAGAAUUACCAGGGGAUAAAACGAUAUUUGAUAUCGAUUGGUUUAGUAUUUUUGACCAUGAAACAAAUCAAAAUUUAGCAUCUAUCAUAAUACCAGAAGCACUUAACGUACCACCAUCGUUGAUUAAAAUAAUUCCUCAUAAGAAUGAUCUUCCAAAUUGCCUCCAAUUACAUAAAGAUCUUCAAGUAUCUUGGGAAGUUUUUGGUCCCCAGGUAACAAUUCAGUUAGCAGGACAAGUUGAAGAAAACGAGUAUAUGGCGUUUGGCAUAUCUGGCUCCCCUGACAAGAGUCAAAUGAUUGGUGCUGAUGUAGCAGUUGCAUACAUCGAUGGAUAUAGAGGUUUUGCUACUGAUUACAAUAUAACAGCUUUAACCCCAUGUGUUAAAGUUUUGGGCCAAUAUAAAGGUGUAUGUAAGGAUGAAAUGGUAGGAGGUCAAGAUAAUAACCAAAUGAAUACUGCAGUGCGAGAAAAUGGAAUUAAUAUAAUUACUUUCAGAAGAGUUUUAAUAUCUUCUGAUUCGGGAGAUAAAGAAUUCCCUGCGGAAGGAUCCAUGUAUGCUAUUUGGGGAAUAGGAAAGCUAAAUGAAAUGAAAGAACCAGCUUUUCACGACCUAUAUUCAAAGACUGAUAUAAAAAUUGAAGUAACCCCUAAAGAACCGCAAAAUAACUGUUUCUCAUUCACAAGGUCGAAGGUGGAAUCACCGGAGCCUUGGAAGAAAGGACAAAUAUUUGAUAAAACUAUUAGAAUUUUCAACUCAUAUAUUGGACCUUCUGGAGGUAAAAAAGGAUAUCAGGCCAUAACAGGUCAUUCAUCAACAGCUCUAGCAUGGUACAUAAACGGACUCCUGGCUCCUGAGAUUUGGUUAAGACGUGGUCUUUCUUAUGCAUUUAAAGUAUAUGGUGGCAACGACCCUCACAGUCCCGAGUAUUAUCAUCCUCUCAUCAUAACAGAUGAACCUCAUGGUGGAUUUGACAGGCUUACUGACGAAGCACAAUCAAAAAUCAGAGUAUUAGUCGGAGUAGAAUAUUCCAGAAGAGGAAGACCGAGACCAACCACAUCCGGUACACUGUGUUUAUCAAAACAUAAAACGAAUCAAGACAGAAGACUGGACGACGAUUAUGAAUCCUUCAAAAAAUUCAAUCGAUCUCUAACAUAUUAUUGUGAAAAAGGCGAUCCUGGAGUUCUAGAGUUCACUCCCAAUACAUCUUGGCCCGAUAUAGUGUAUUACAACUCAUUUACGCAAGCAAAUAUGGGUUGGAAAAUACACAUCGUGGAUAGUUUCAAUCAAAGAACUUCUUCCAGUAGUUUGAAAAUUGAAUAUCACGGAUUUGUUAUUAUCGCCUUGCUCUUGAUUAGCUUUUUUACAAUAAACAUUUAGAAAAU
This is a messenger RNA of Diorhabda carinulata, 2284 nucleotides long. RefSeq names its product protein Skeletor, isoforms B/C (gene knk). NCBI's taxonomy places the organism in Eukaryota, Metazoa, Arthropoda, Insecta, Coleoptera, Chrysomelidae. The coding region runs from base 243 to 2279 and encodes 678 amino acids. The transcript is spliced from 9 exons. The record is from RefSeq and is a predicted model, not a curated record.